AUGGGCCACAUCGUCGUGACCGGCGGCUCCGGCAAAGUAGGCCAAUUCGUCAUCAGCGAACUCCUCAACGCCGGACACAAAAUCCUAAACCUGGACCUAAUACACCUGGAACACCCAUCCGUGCACACUCUAAAAACCGACCUCGCAGACAGCGGCCAAGUCUUCAAUGCCCUCUCCGGCCAAUGGACCCUCACCGAGCCCUUCCCAGAAGGCCUCCCACCCCGCCCAGACGCCGUAGUCCAUCUCGCCGGCUACGCACGCAACAUGCUCGUACCAGACAACGAGACCUUCCGCUCGAACACGCAGGGCACAUAUAACAUCAUCGAGGCGGCGUGUAAGCUCGGAGUGCGCAAGAUCGUCAUUGCGAGUAGCAUAACAGUGUAUGGAGUAUCAUUUGCGCAAGGCGAUGCCAAUUUCCCCUCAUUUCCGAUCCACGAAGACCUGGACAUCAACCCGACAGAUACGUACGCGAUCGCGAAACUGUGCAACGAGCGCAUUGCGCGGGGAUUUGCGUCGCGGUUCGGCGCGGAUAUCUACAGUCUACGCAUUGGACGGCUUAUCGAGCCCUAUGAGUACAAUGGGGAUAUUUUCUACAGCUAUGUGCAUGAGCCGGCGCUGUGGAAGGUGCAUGGGUGGUCGUAUAUUGAUGCGCGUGAUCUGGGUGCGAUGUGUGAGGCGGCGGUGCGGACUAGUGGACUUGGGUUUCAGGUCUUCAAUGCUACCAAUGAUCAUAUUACCAAUCUUAGUCCUACGAAGGAGUUUUUGAAGUCGCAGUUCCCGGAUAUACCUAUCACGCGUGAGAUGGGGGAAUUUGAGGCGCCGUUUUCUAAUGCGAAGAUUAAACGGCUGCUUGGGUUUAAGGAGAAGCAUCAUUGGCAUAAGUAUUUUAGUAAUUGGGAGAGGAAGAAAGAGAUUGAGAUGGAGAAGAAGGAGAUGGCGAUCACCCCUCCCGACUUCAUCAUGGAUCAGGCAAAGUUGGCUAGAAUGCAGGCGAGCGUUCGCAUCGCCCUGGAGCUUGGUCAUAUCUCAAUCUGGCAAGCUACUUGCAUGACCUGGACCUUCGAUGGCAAGGGUACUCCCCGCCGCAAGGUCAAGAAGGUCGUCCGCAACUCCGGCGCCGAUGACAAGAAGCUCCAGGCCGCUCUCAAGAAGCUGAACGUCCAGCCCAUCCAGGGCAUUGAGGAGGUCAACAUGUUCAAGGAGGACGGCAACGUCAUCCACUUCGCCAACCCCCGUGUCCACGGCGCCGUCCCCUCCAACACCUUCGCCCUGUACGGCAACGGCGAGGAGAAGGAGCUCACCGAGCUCGUCCCCAACAUCCUCAACCAGCUCGGCCCCGACUCCCUCGCUUCCCUGCGCAAGCUCGCUGAGAGCUACCAGAACAUGCAGAAGCAGCAGGGCGAUAAGAAGGACGAUGAGGAGGAUGAUAUCCCCGACCUCGUCGAGGGCGAGAACUUCGAGACCAAGGAAUAA
Penicillium griseofulvum is the source of this 1473-nucleotide messenger RNA. Its product is annotated as Nascent polypeptide-associated complex NAC. NCBI's taxonomy places the organism in Eukaryota, Fungi, Ascomycota, Eurotiomycetes, Eurotiales, Aspergillaceae. Gene Ontology annotation, cellular component: cytosol; nascent polypeptide-associated complex. The record is from RefSeq and is a predicted model, not a curated record. The transcript has 5 exons. Bases 1 to 1473 code for a protein of 490 amino acids.